UCCGUCUCCAUCGAUCAGUUUCCGAAGAUGAACACAUCAAACUUCCCUUUCUUCUUCUCGAUCUUCUUCACAGUUUUCUUCAUCGCACGAAGCUCUCGAAUCGCCGAUGUUUAUUCGUUGCCAAAACACGUCGCCUUGUUCGUAUUCGGCGAUUCCUUUUUCGAUUCUGGAAACAACAAUUUCCUCAACACUACCAAGGGGUACCGCGCCAAUUUCAUGCCCUACGGCGAGACUUUCUUCAAAUAUCCGACCGGAAGAUUCUCCAAUGGCCGUCUCGUGCCAGAUUUCAUCGCGGAGUAUGCGAAUCUGCCAUUGAUUCCGUCGUAUUUAGAUCCUCGCACCAAACGUUACAACUACGGCGUGAAUUUUGCAUCCGGUGGAGGCGGCGUUUUAGUCGAAACUCACCGAGGAUUCGUCAUAGACCUUGGAACUCAACUCAGGUACUUCAAGAAGGUGGAAAGAUCGAUUAGGAAGAAGCUCGGAAGAUGCAGAGCCCGUAGAUUGCUUUCGAACUCUGUUUAUCUGUUUGGAAAUAUACAAGAAAGGAGGAAGAAAAUUUGUGGUUGCAGCGGUGGCUCCAAUAGGUUGUAUGCCAAACACGAGAGUGAAGACAGGGAGGCAGUAUGGAAGGUGUUGGGAUGAGCCAUCGGCGCUUGCAAGGCUGCACAAUGAGCUUCUUCCUAUUGCUCUGCAGAAGCUUGCUAACAAACUCAAAGGAUUCAAAUACACCGUUGCUGAUACCUAUACUGUGCUUCAAAACAGAAUAGACAACCCUUCAAAAUAUGGUAACCCCCCAACAAUGUUCUUCAUCUUUCUUAAAUUCUCUUUGAUUCUUAGUAUAUUGGUAAGGUAAGGCAGAGAGUGACAGCGUAUAUUUUUUGAUUUUGUGCUUAAAACAGUGUCCAUAGAAAGAAAUGACAGAGUAGAAAGUAGGAACACACCCUAACCUAGUUUAACUAGUUAGGAAUUUGAAUUUACAAUCCUGGUGGUUGUUGAAUCGAACAAUUUGACACGUAUCUAUAACUAUCUGGAUGAGAGCUUUCGUGUCAUUAGCUGAUCGUUAAGGUUAAAUAUAGUAGACUCCUUUUUGUCUCUCUCACGUAAAGAGAGUUCACGUUGUCUUGGGAAUUGGUAUUCUUGUCCAUUGUAUAAUAAAGUCUCCUAAACACCACAUUCGGUAAGUUAGGAUUGAAAAGAAGUAGGCAAUGUGUAACGGCUCAAGCCGACUGCUAAGAGACAUUGUCCUCAUGUUGUUUUGGGAACUGGUAUUCUUGUCCAUGGUAGAAUAAAGUCUCCUAAACACGUCAUUUGGUAAGUUAGGAUUGAAAAGAAGUAGGUAAUGUGUAAUGACUUAAACCCACUGCUAACAAAUAUUGUCCUCUUCCUUUUAGGCUUCCUUAAAGGUUUUUAAAACAGAUCUACUCCGGAGAAGUUUCUGUUGAGGAUUGUUGGGAGGGAGUCUCCUAAACACCUUAUUCGAUAAGUUAGGAUUGAAAAGAAGUAGGUUUUUAAAACGCGUAUACUCGAGAUAAGUUUCUGUUGAGGAUUGUUGAGAGG
Molecule: messenger RNA, 1557 nt
Organism: Cucurbita pepo subsp. pepo (vegetable marrow)
Lineage: Eukaryota; Viridiplantae; Streptophyta; Magnoliopsida; Cucurbitales; Cucurbitaceae
Source: RefSeq, a predicted model, not a curated record